GACUGUACAAUGUAUAAACAGUAUGCAGCUUCAGUAUUUUUAGUUUGGGCUAUAUUUUUGUUAAAAUAUUACAUCAAAUCUGCUACAAAUUACUAUACCAUUUUUUGUUGUGGUUUGAUACCCACUGAAGUGAUUGCUUUAUCAGUUUAUACAGAUGCAGUUCAACCUAAAUAAUAAAUCCGGCUUACUAAAUUUAGUACAUCUAGUAAUCUUUGACCAUGUGGGAUUCACUUUGCAGCAAAGCUUGGUAGGACUGACUGGUGUCUGGUGUUUUCCUAGCUCCACUAAAAAAAAAAAAAGAUCCAUUAGUUUAACAUUGUAACAUGGGUGAUAAUUACAACAAAGGCAGUAUUGCCAAGUAUAUUCUGAACUUGACAUCUAGUUGUAGUUAGCAGUAAAAAGAUCUGUGCCAAAUGCUGCAAUAGAAUGUGUGUAGUAUUCUAAGAGAGAUGUCAUAACCUGCAUUGAUACACAUAUACAUAAAAUACACAUUGAAAUAAUUUCUUUUUAUGAAAGUGUGGUAAUCUAGAGGUAGCAACUGAUAGAAAAAAGUGAAAUCAAAAAUAAAGCCACACUUACUAUUAUAUCUGAAUUUUAAAUACUUGCACUCAGUCUCUCUUGAUAGCAUCAGAAUUUUUCCAAGGAGGUGGAAGGAAAGUGUUUGCUGACUUCUAAAUGGGUUUGACUUAUUACAUAGUCUUUUCUGUGUAAUAAAAUUCAUCAUAUUCUAAGGAUCCCUUAACCAAGUGAAAGACAAUCCAAAACUUUGAAGUGAAAGAAAACAAAACAAAAUUUAAAAAGUUAACAAAACUAAAUCCAGAAACUAACAAAAAAAAAAAAUUAACCCAUUUUGUUGAUUAUGAGGCAAUCAUAGUUCUCAAAUGAGAAAAAAGGGAGGGAAGGAUCUUCUACUUACAUUCCUCUUCACCUUUCAUUCAUUACUCAUGAACUGUUCUUUUCAUUUACUUUUAUUAAAUCAUUAAGGAGAUUAAUUUCCGGACGAAGGGGGAACACAAGAGUGGAUCUAACAAACAGUGUGUAGUAGCUUGGUUAGAUGUUUUUGUGUCCAGACAGUAGUAAGUAAAAUCAAAAUGUUUUAAGACCUUAGCUGAGCCAGCAUCUAUCAGUCAACUUACUAAAAGGAAGUGUUUGGCUAGAAGAGUAGGAAUCCGAGUAUUACAUUAGAACUAAUUUUAACUAUAAAUUGUUGGAAAGGGACUUCAUGUUUUUGACUGAAUUUGGGCUAGUGUUGGUGGAGAGGUAGAUCACUUUGUGUCUGCCUACUCUAUGGCUUCCUUACACCUUGAAAAAAUAGCAGGGAGCACUGCUUUCUCCCAGAAAAUGAGUUUAGACUCAAUGGACCAGAGGUGCCAUCAAGUUCCUUCUGUCCCAGGCAGCCUUAUCUGAAAGUGACCUGUAACAUACUAGCUGGGGGCAAAUAGAAGAAAUAGCUGGAGUGCACAUUAUGACUAAGGUCCUGGGAAUGCUGUCCAUCCACCACAGUCCCUCAGCUCCUGGAAACCCUUGGAGUCUACAUUCUCUGGGGCCAUGUACUUAACAUCAGGUACACUUAAAACUAAUAAUUAGCUGACCCAAAUGGAUCAAAAGACAUACAUGAAUUAGGUUUCUAAUAAACCCUUGGUAAGUAACCUUAUAACAGGCUGAAAAACUUAACUAAACACUCAGGCUGUAAUAUUAGACAUUGUUAGCAGGCUUUGAUCAGACUAGGUAGAGAAGAUAAAUUCUGGUUUGCUUUAGAUUGAGGUAUGUAAUUAAAAUCUGUGAUUGAAUCUUGUAUUUGGGAUUGGUAAAUGCUUAAAUGAGCCUACCACAUUGGGACUAUAUAGUAACUGGGCUGGAGAGAGCAAGCUGCAAAGCACAAAAACACUGCCAGCUACUUCAGCAAACAGGAUGGAAAUGGAUCGAAAACUUCUUGCCACAGCUCAGCAGAUGCUUCAGGACAGCAAGACAAAAAUAGAAGUUAUAAGGAUGCAGAUUCUUCAGGCAGUCCAGACCAAUGAAUUGGCUUUUGAUAAUGCAAAACCUGUGAUAAGCCCUCUUGAACUCCGAAUGGAAGAAUUACGGCAUCAUUUUAGGAUAGAGUACGCUGUAGCAGAAGGUGCAAAAAAUGUGAUGAAAUUACUUGGAUCUGGGAAAGUUACCGACAGAAAGGCACUUUCAGAAGCGCAAGCAAGAUUUAAUGAAUCAAGCCAGAAGCUGGACCUCUUGAAGUAUUCACUGGAACAGAGAUUGAAUGAACUUCCUAAAAACCAUCCCAAAAGCAGUAUUAUUAUAGAAGAGCUUUCAUUAGUCUCCUCACCCACGUUAAGUCCUCGUCAGAGUGUAAUAUCUACUCAAAACCAGUACAGUACACUGUCCAAACCAGCAGCUUUAACAGGUACCCUGGAAGUGAGGCUCAUGGGCUGCCAGGAUAUAUUGGAGAAUGUCCCUGGUCGAUCAAAAGCCACAUCGAUUACAUUACCUGGUUGGAGUCCAAAUGAAGCCAGAUCAUCUUUCAUAAGCAGACCCAGUAAAAGUAAAAGUGGGAGUGGUAGAAACCUUCUGAAAACUGAUGACUUGUCCAAUGAAGUCUGUGCUGUACUGAAGCUGGAUAACACCGUGGUUGGUCAAACUAGCUGGAAACCGAUUUCCAAUCAGUCAUGGGAUCAGAAAUUUACACUGGAACUAGACAGGUCACGUGAAUUAGAAAUCUCAGUUUAUUGGCGUGACUGGAGAUCUUUGUGUGCAGUAAAGUUUCUGAGGUUGGAAGAUUUCCUGGAUAACCAACGGCAUGGCAUGUGUCUCUAUCUCGAACCCCAGGGCACUCUGUUUGCAGAGGUUACGUUUUUUAAUCCGGUUAUUGAAAGAAGACCAAAACUCCAGAGGCAGAAGAAAAUUUUUUCGAAACAGCAAGGCAAAACAUUUCUCCGAGCUCCUCAGAUGAAUAUUAAUAUUGCCACUUGGGGAAGGCUGGUAAGAAGAGCUAUUCCUACAGUGAAUCAUUCUGGCACCUUCAGCCCCCAAGCAGCAGUGCCUGCCACAGGGCAAGUGGUGGAUGCCCAACUCGCUGAACUGACCCUGCCAGCCGGUGACUCUCCUGUAGCCAAAUUGGACUUUGAACUUGAGCCUGAGCCUCCACCUGCUCCACCCCGUGCAUCUUCCCUUGUGGAAAUAUGUGAAUCUUCCUCUGAGAUAAAGGCUCCUGAUGUGCCUUCUCAGGAUGAAGUAACAACUUUCGAUUUUGAAAAUGGCAGAAAUAGUAUUGUUCCAAAACUCCAGCCUGAAAUAAUCUGUGAGUCUGAUGUUCCCCAUUCAGACAUGAAAUACACCAACACCAGAGAGCCUGAAGAUAGAAGAUCACAACAAAGAUUCCAGUUCAGUCUGAAGGAUUUCAGAUGCUGCGCUGUACUGGGCAGAGGACAUUUUGGAAAGGUGCUGUUGGCAGAAUACAAAAACACAAACGAGAUGUUUGCUAUUAAAGCCUUAAAGAAAGGAGAUAUUGUGGCUCGUGAUGAAGUGGACAGCUUGAUGUGUGAAAAGCGAAUAUUUGAAACUGUGAAUAGUGUAAGACAUCCCUUCUUGGUGAACCUUUUUGCUUGUUUCCAAACCAAAGAUCACGUGUGCUUUGUAAUGGAAUAUGCUGCUGGUGGGGACCUGAUGAUGCACAUUCACACUGAUGUCUUCUCUGAGCCCAGAGCAGUAUUUUAUGCUGCGUGUGUGGUUCUUGGACUUCAGUAUUUACAUGAGCACAAAAUAGUGUACAGAGAUUUGAAGUUGGAUAACUUAUUGCUGGACACAGAAGGCUUUGUGAAAAUUGCUGACUUUGGUCUUUGCAAAGAAGGAAUGGGAUUUGGAGACAGAACAAGCACGUUCUGUGGCACACCGGAAUUUCUGGCUCCAGAGGUGCUGACAGAAACCUCCUAUACAAGAGCUGUAGACUGGUGGGGUCUUGGUGUUCUUAUCUAUGAAAUGCUGGUGGGUGAGUCUCCCUUCCCUGGAGAUGAUGAAGAAGAGGUGUUUGACAGCAUUGUAAAUGAUGAAGUAAGAUAUCCACGAUUUCUGUCUACAGAAGCCAUCUCAAUAAUGAGACGGCUGCUACGAAGAAAUCCAGAGCGGCGUCUUGGGGCUGGAGAGAAAGAUGCUGAGGAUGUGAAAAAGCAUCACUUUUUCAGGCAAAUAGAUUGGCAUGCUUUACUGGCCAAGAAAGUCAAGCCUCCUUUCGUACCUACCAUUAGAGGAAGAGAAGAUGUCAGUAAUUUUGAUGAUGAAUUUACCUCUGAAGCACCUAUCCUCACUCCACCUCGGGAACCAAGGAUACUUUCAGAAGAAGAGCAGGAAAUGUUCAGAGAUUUUGAUUACAUUGCUGAUUGGUGUUAACUUCCACACACUGUGAAGCCCCAGCUGACUGGCUCACAAGAAUGCCUCUCUCUGAAGAAUACUGACCCUUCAAUUGCUUUCUGUGCCACCUGCAACUUCUGGGUUUUUUUAAAUCACAUGAAGAUCCUUUUAAGUACUGUUUUAACACUCUUUUGAAGAGUGGCCUCUUUGUAUAUUGUUUUUUAUCUGAGCACUGGAAAGCAGGUCUAUGGCGUUCCUAAGCCAAGUUGGUGAACCCAGGCUGUGUUGAACUUCCCGCACAUGGGCGCACGUGGAUCUGUACAGUUUCUCUCACUCUUCCACAGCAGAUAAUACCGCUUUUUAAAGUAUCUGCCUUACGUGGGAAAAGCAGACUUUGAGCUAGAUAAUCUCCACUCAGCCACACUGAAGUAAGUUGGGAUACCAGUGACACUCACACAGGACCUGGUUCUAGUCAGAGAAGGCAAAUGAUUUCAGCUAAAUAUUGUGCAGUCUUUAAAUCUACACAUUUUUACGUACACCUUCAUCUUGUGUUCUUAAAAUAAUGGUAUUGAGAACAGAUAUGCCUUGUUUUGUAAAUUUUCUAUGGUAUUUAUUAGGAAAAAUGUUAAACACCUUGCCUUUGAGAUAACAACUGUGUAAGUGCUUCCAUUACAAAGAAAAACCCAGAAAAAUCCGGAGAGUUUACCAAAGUCACUUGCCAAACAGUUUUGCCUUCAAGCUCCUUGAGCAUGGCUUAAGGCCCUGGUUGGGAUGAGGAAUGUAAGGAGGAAGCUGCUCAGUGUAACCCCAGAGCGGAGCAGCCGCAAGGCCCAGGCCCAGCCCCUUCCGUACUCACCUCGAGCCUUUCCCACAGCCCGAGGGGGCAGAGAAGUUCCCAGUCCGAUCUAACCCCCUCCAUCCUCCUCUGUCUGCUGUACAGUAUCAUAUCACUUAGGAAAAGCAAGCGUUUUCAAUGUAUACAUGCUGUGAACAUGUAUAUUUGGAAGUUGUAAUGUAUUCUUACCUCCAGGCAAGUAAUUUAACUGUACCACUUCAUGAAGUUGCGUAGUGGCCAAGUGAACAAAAAAAUGUAUCCAUGCAGGCCACUGAGCUCCAGCCCCUGGAUUGGCAGUUACUGAGGGUAAAAAGCAAUAUGUUGUAAUAGAAUGUAUAAAUAUUUUUGAUAAAAACAGUGUAUAUUUUAUAAACCCCUUAACACUAAAAGCUGUACCUCAAAAGUUGAAAAGUAAUUUAGACCAGACACUGUGUGUAUUUGUAAACCAAGACCUAUUUUUGGCAUCUGCUGUUCUGUUGGCAAACAUUGACUCUUGGAAAAUAAAUUUUCCACCUGGUCCUUACCUCUAGCACUAAUCAGCACUGUAACCUCACAGGUUCAUCCUGGCCGGGAGUUUGCUGUUCAUGGGCCGAGGCAAUGAGCAUCACACUCAAAUGAAUCAAAAACUGGUAAUUUUAUUAAUUCAAAGAAGAAAUGCAAACCACUGGAGUAUGCAAUGCUAAGGUGGUGGUUUAAAAUCAAGAUGCUGGACAGACCUGCAGGGUUAGGCAGGGGAGAGGCUUAAGGGAUAAAAAAAUAAAAUAAUUGUUACUAGGUCUAAAUCAGGCCAGUCCCCCACAGGAAUGGGGCAGGCACCUUCCCCACUGCUACAAAUCACGUUGGAAAGAGUGAGUCAACUCCUCAGCAUUCCUUGUUUCCAGGUUCUAUAUUGACUAAAAACAAAUUAUGUUCCUCUAUCUAGCUGAAACCAAUACUUUUGAGGUACAGUCAGCUCACCCUUUUUUGUUCCCAAAUAUAUAUAUACACAAGCAUCUCACUGGGUGCUUAAUACUUAUGAAAGUAUCCUCAAACAUACCUUUUUGUAACUACAUCUUGUACAGAAAUCUUUUUUUAAUCUAAGCAAAUCACUAAAAAAAAAAAAAAUUAGAAAAAAUUAGAGGGCAGGGUAUGUUCACCCAGUUAAGCUGAAAAAAGCACUAAUUUUAUCUCUGUAGUUUUUUAAAUAUUUUUAGGCAGAUUAAGAUUUAAACCCUAGAUUGUAAAUAUAUUUUGCUAUACUUUAUCUGUAUGUGGCUGCUCAAGCACUUUGUAAGGAAAUUAGGAUAUUUUAGAAUGGUACACUAUGCAUUAAAUGAAAUGUGCCUUUAACAAAUGUCAUUCUAAGUGUUUUGCAGUCAUUAAUAUCACAAAUUAAAGGUCUAAAUAGAGUAA
Serinus canaria (Common canary) is the source of this 6565-nucleotide messenger RNA. RefSeq names its product protein kinase N2 (gene PKN2). Gene Ontology annotation, biological process: signal transduction; protein phosphorylation. Gene Ontology annotation, molecular function: ATP binding; small GTPase binding; protein serine/threonine kinase activity. The transcript has 20 exons. NCBI's taxonomy places the organism in Eukaryota, Metazoa, Chordata, Aves, Passeriformes, Fringillidae. The record is from RefSeq and is a predicted model, not a curated record. Bases 1912 to 4377 code for a protein of 821 amino acids.